Molecule: messenger RNA, 3193 nt
Organism: Pteropus alecto (black flying fox)
Lineage: Eukaryota; Metazoa; Chordata; Mammalia; Chiroptera; Pteropodidae
Gene: POMT1
Product: protein O-mannosyltransferase 1
Exons: 20
Coding region: 141-2570 (809 amino acids)
Biological process (GO): protein O-linked glycosylation
Cellular component (GO): membrane
Molecular function (GO): mannosyltransferase activity
Source: RefSeq, a predicted model, not a curated record
GUCCAAGGCAGAUGUAGCGCUAAGAGAAGUGGAGCUCAAGGGAAGAUGAAGCCUCAGAGAGGAAACGGGAGUGCCCGGUGUGUCUUAGCUCUGUAGCAGGUGCAGAUGCGUCCUGAGGGUGAGCGAGGGGACGCGAGGGGAUGCUGCUGCCCCAAGGAGGGAAGAGAGGUAGAUGCUUAGGGCAGGUGGGGCUCCGAGGCCCAGAAGUCAGAGGUCACGCGGCUGUAAGCCGGCCACACUGCCCAGGCAGGGGCUGCGGAGGCCAUCUCAUUAACAGCGGCUUGCCUCCCAGGAAGCGCUCGGCAGGUGUGUGUGGACCGAGUUGCUCAAUGAGGAUCCUGCCAGUCCUCCAUUUCUACAAUAUGUUGGAGUUUUUGCAGCGCCCGGUGGUGGUGACAGCUGAUGUCAACUUGAACAUCGUGGCCCUGACCUUGCUGGGGUUACUAAGCCGACUGUGGCAACUCACCUAUCCAAGGGCUGUGGUCUUCGAUGAAGUGUAUUAUGGGCAGUACAUCUCUUUUUACAUGAAGCGGGUCUUCUUUCUGGAUGGCAGUGGACCGCCAUUUGGCCACAUGCUGCUGGCCUUGGGAGGUUAUUUAGGAGGCUUCGAUGGUAACUUUUUGUGGAACAGAAUUGGAGCAGAGUACAGCAGCAACGUGCCUGUGUGGUCUCUGCGCCUGCUGCCGGCCCUCGCGGGGGCCCUGUCGGUCCCCAUGGCCUACCAGAUCUUGUGGGAGCUUCGUUUUUCCCAUUGUGCCGCCAUGGGAGCUGCUCUGCUCAUGCUCAUUGAGAACGCUCUCAUCACUCAGUCGAGGCUGAUGCUUUUAGAAUCCGUGCUCAUAUUUUUUAAUCUAUUGUCUGUGCUGUCCUACUUGAAGUUCUCCAAUUCCCAAAAACACAGGCCCUUCUCCCUGAGCUGGUGGUUUUGGCUGACGCUGACGGGGGUGGCCUGCUCCUGUGCAGUCGGCAUCAAGUACGUGGGGGUUUCCACUUACUUGCUGGUGCUCGGAGUCGCUGCCGUCCACGCCUGGCAUCUGAUAGGGGACCGGACUUUGUCACACGUGCGUGUGCUCUGUCACCUGGUGGCCCGAGUGGCGGCUCUCGUGGUCGUGCCAGUCGCCAUGUACCUGCUCUUCUUCUACGUCCACUUGAUGCUGCUCUACCGCUCUGGGCCCCACGACCAGAUCAUGUCCAGUGCCUUCCAGGCCAGCCUGGAGGGAGGGCUGGCUCGGGUCACGCAAGGCCAGCCACUGGAGGUGGCCUACGGUUCCCAGGUCACUCUGAAGAACGCCUUCGGCAAGCCUGUGCCCUGCUGGCUUCAUUCUCACCAGAGCACCUACCCCAUGAUAUACGACAAUGGCCGAGGCAGCUCACACCAGCAGCAGGUGACCUGUUACCCCUUCAAAGAUGUCAACAACUGGUGGAUCGUCAAGGAUCCCGGGAGGCACCGGCUGGAGGUGAGCAACCCACCGAGGCCCGUGCGGCACGGAGACGUGGUGCAGCUGGUGCACGGCAUGACCACCCGCUUCCUCAACACGCAUGACGUGGCGGCCCCCCUGAGCCCCCACUCCAGCUCGGUGCUGGUGUUCGGCGGCUGGCCUUCGCGUUCGUGGGAGAGGGGCCCCGGGCACGAAAGCGACCUGACCACCAGGCGUGCUUUGCAGGACAUCGUGAACAGAGACGCGGACACGGACAUCUGGAAGACCAUCCUUUCUGAGGUGCGCCUUGUGCACCUCAACACCUCUGCGGUCCUCAAGGUGAGUGGGGCGCACCUCCCCGACUGGGGCUUCCGGCAGCUGGAGGUGGUCGGGGAGAAGCUGUCGCGGGGCCACCACGAGAGCGCCGCGUGGACCGUGGAGGAGCAUCGCUACGGCAAGAGCCAGGAACAGAAGGAGAGGGAGCUGGAGCUGCACUCGCCUACCGAGAUGGACAUCAGCAGAAACCUGAGCUUCAUGGCCAGAUUCUCAGAGCUGCAGUGGAGGAUGCUGACAGUGAGGACCGACGACUCGGAGCACAAGUACAGCUCCACGCCACUGGACUGGGUCACCCUGGACACCAACAUCGCUUACUGGCUGCACCCCAGGACCAGCGCGCAGAUCCACCUGCUGGGGAACAUCGUGAUCUGGGCCUCGGCCGGCCUGGCCACCGUGCUCUACGCCCUGCUCUUUUUCUGGUACCUGCUCAGACGCCGCAGGAACAUCUGCGACCUCCCCGAGGACUGCUGGCUGCGCUGGGUGCUGGCCGGGGCCCUGUGUGUCGGUGGCUGGGCCGUGAACUACCUGCCCUUCUUCCUGAUGGACAAGACGGUCUUCCUCUACCACUACCUACCCGCACUGACCUUCCAAAUCCUCCUGCUCCCCGUGGUCCUGCAGCACAUCAGUGACCACCUGUGCAGGUCCCAGAUCCAGAGCAGCCUCUUCGGCGCCCUGGUGGUGGCAUGGUACUCAGCCGCCUGCCACGUGUUCAACGCGCUGCGCCCGCUGACCUAUGGGGACAGGUCGCUCUCACCCAGCGAACUCAGGGCCCUUCGCUGGAAGGACAGCUGGGACAUCUUGAUCCGGAAGUACUAGGACAGGAUACAGUGAAGAACAUCGGGCCUGGGUUGGGACGAGGUAGAGCCGUCUCUGCCGAGUUGUGACAAUGGGAGUGCUCCAGGCUCCGGGGGACCGGCCAGGCCUGGCAAAGGCUCUGUUCUGGUUUUGUUCUUAACAGCCCUUUGACAGGCACCUCAUUUAAGCAAAGUUCGUUUUUUCCAGGAAGUAAAGAACAUGUUCCGUGUCCAUUAACUCCCAGGACAUGCUGUGCUGAGCUGAGCGGCUAGCAUAGGACUCAGCCAAGGAGAAAAGGCAGGGAGGGAGUGGGCGGGGACAGGGAGUCGUCAGCCUGGUGGGCCAGUCUUGAUGACAUGUGGGUGCUGCAGGUAUGGGGGUUUGGCUGACGGGCCUGGUCCUUCCCGCACACCCACUGGACCUACUGAGCUGGAGUUCCGGUCCCCAGGGAGCAGUUCAGUGUCAUGAGCCACUGGGGUGAUGGGAGGGGGGGCCUCCCGUCACGGUGGCUGACUCUUCAGCCCCUGUGAGUUUGUCGAGAUGUGUGUGGGCAGCACCUUCAAUAGUCAAGGUUUGUGUCACCCAUACGUUUCCUUGCCCCGAAGUUGUCUCUUUUGAUGUAAUUAAAAAGGGACAAAUUGGUA